GCAAUAGUUAACGGCAGUUGCGUUUUUUCUUCAAUCUUAAAAUUUAUGAACUUUAGAUUUCUUUACGAAAAAUUAUCAUGACAAAUAGAUUAUGUUAAUUUUGGAAGUUAUUAUAGUUAAUUCAUCACCGCUAAAGGUCGUAACUGUAAAUAAACAAACAGAAAGCGCAGAGUGGGAAGGAAACUAAUCAACUGCGACAUUUUGAAAAAGAAAAGACGCGGCAAAAGAACGAUUAGUGAAUUAAUCUUUUUUUUUCUAAAAUAUAUCAAUACUAGGAUUUAAAAAUCAUCGGUUAUUAUAUAAAUUCCAAGUGAGCCAGGUAGGCAAAAAGACGUCAUAGGGAACGAUACGGAUUAAACAAGGAGCAAAGCCAAUAUUUUGCUACAAUGGAUGUGAGAAAUUGGAAAAAAGUCCUAUUGCAUUGGGUAACUGAAUGCGGUUUUGUUGCCGCUAAUUACUUCAGCUUGGAACAGACAGAUAUUGACGAAUUUUAUAGAAAUUUUCGCUUAAAUCACAAUUUAUUACAAAAGUCAGAAUCACAAGACAACGUAAUAAGUUUCUUAAUAGACCAAUAUGCCGAUUAUACUCCCCUACUGGACGAAGAAAAUACUAUCAGUUCAACAGAGUAUAUCUAUGUUUAUUCCCUAUUUUUACAUUUUUGUUGUGUAAAAUGUCCAGAAACAAAUUUUCAUGACAUCUGUAAGAGAUUGUCUGUAAACAACCAACGAAAUAUUGCUGCCUUCUUCAAUGAGUUAAUUGAUUGCCAGUCCAUAAACCGAGAAAAGCUGCGACAAGCUAUUGCUGGUACAGCUUCGCGAAGUAACAAUUCACCGGGUACAACAAGUGACAGUCAUUCCAGCAGCAAUAACUCAACGGGUACCACCAAUAAUUUUUCGUCAUCAGCUUUUCCCCGUCUAGAUUCACCAUGUCGACCGUCACGCUAUGCUGCAGGCAAUAGCAGUCCACGUAUUGUACCGCCAACCCCAAAAUCAGCAAUGUUGGAGGAGCGAACACGAGAGCUCUAUAAUUUGCGAGCACAACUGGAGACGGAGAGAUACGAAAAGGGGCUGCUGGAAGUGCAAAUAAAACAAAAUGAAGAAAAGAUGAAGAAAUUAAAUCAAGAUCAUAAAAAGCUGCACCAAACAAUUCAAGAUUUAAAAAACGAUAUACUCACGCAAAAUACAACAGAAAGCAGUUCCCCAAAAAAUAAAGAUGGAGAACAGAUGAAACGUCGUUUAUGCAGAGAAGUGACCCAAAAGGAAACCGAAAUAGCAAAACUCAACGAGGUGCUGGGAAAUCUAAGGGAGGAAAAGAAUUUGGUUCAGGAGAAGCUUGAUCAUGCUGAAAAACAAAUAAUGGUUUGCAUGAAUCGUAUUACAGAGCUGGACCUGAAAGUCGAUGAGCUUACUACUGAACUCGAGCAAAAAGAGUUCACCAUACAAUGUUUAAGUGAAAACAAACUGGAACUGGAACAGUUUAUAAAUGAGACGCGUUCAACGGGGAAUAAUUCGCGUCCUGAUUAUUUGGAUGCUUCAUUCUCGCCACCCACUGAUGGAAGUUCAAGUAGUCCGGAAAAUCUCGCACGCUCCGUGGUCGAUGUGCAGUUGCGCGAGAAGGAACACGAAAAUUCUGAAUUACGCGACGAAUUGUGCGCGCUAAGAAGCAACAAUAAACGUUUCGCCGAGUUAAUACGAAAAUUUACAACCAAACAUGCGCAGGAAUUCAACAUAGAAACAAGAAUUGGAGGAGCAGACGAGCACAAAGAAAUCACGCCAGCCGAUUGUCUCAAUCAUUUGGUUGACUAUGUCGAACAACUGGGUUCGUAUUAUAAAGACGAAAAGGGACGAGUGAAAGCCUUACAAGGUGAGCUACAGUCCAAGCAGCGACGUAACGAUGAACUCAGUCGCAGCCUGUUAGAGUUCGAGAAGGAGGUGGGCGCAUUGAAGGAACAACUAGAAAGUGUAGACAAUUUAAAUCUGGAGCUGGAGCAAGCGAAGAAGCGUAUGCAAGAAAAGAUAAUACGUUGCGAACAGGAGAUUGCCAACAUUACCGAGCAGAAAUACGAGUUGGUCGCCAGGCUCGACACGCUGGUCAAUGAUUAUGACACGCACAAGCAUAAGUGUGCCGCACAGCGUCAAGAAUACACGACAAAAAUUAAAAAUCUGGGUAAUGAAAUAUCAGACUAUGAAAAAGUCAAUGCUUCGAUACGGAAGGAAAACGAAGACUUGAACGACGAGGUGGCCACGCUGCAUAAGAAGAUAGAAACACUGCAACAAGGCAUUCUCAACAACACCGAUGAGAUACGAACAUUAAAUGAUCGCAUCAAAACCUAUCAAAAUGAAUUGGAGGCGCACGACAAAACCGAGAAAAUGCUGAAGGAGAAAUACGAAAAAAUACUCGUACAACAUGAAGACACCAAACGCGACAGGCGCGAGACAGCCGAUCACCUGGAAGCCAUGCAGAAUAAGAUCACGGUGAAAGAAUUCGAAAUGGGCAAAUUGGGCGUGGAAAUAAUCGAAGUGCGCAAGAAGAAUGAUGAGCUGGAGAAGCGCAUUGACACGCUCCUAACGGAAUUCAAAACCGAAAAACAUAACUACGAAUUGGCCAUAAAUACGCGCGAUGAACGCAUACGCAAACUAACGGACGAGCGUAAUACGGUGGAGGAAAGCUUCGGCAAGCUGAAGAAAGAGAAUGAGCUUUUGCAACAGGACUUUAAGGAGGCAAAAGCGGAGCUGAGUGCGGCGCUUAAGACAUUCAAUGCUUUGAAUAUGCUAUUGUGCGGCGAAAAAUGCAAUACCUCCGUUAAUUUGGCGCAAAGACUGUCGGAAGUCUUAAGCAGCAACAAACGCUUAGCGGAGGAGAAACUGCAACUCAAUAAAAAAUUGGAGCAUAUGAGCUGUAAUCACACCGAAACGGUUUCGAAAAUGGAAGUUGUGGAACACCAAAUGAAGAAUCUCAUCACAGAAAAAGAGGAAGUAGAAGCCAAUUACAAAGCGCUAUUGGAGCAGAGUGACAUGAAGCUGAAAAGUGCGGAAGAUCAAAACAAAAUUUACGAGGAAGACAUUGGCAAUUUGAAAGAGGCCUUCAAGCAGGUCACGGAUGAGAUGCAAAAUGCGCUACAGGUGAACACCGAAGACCACACAGUGCGUUUGAUGGAACUUGGUGUUGAGCACGAACGUGUUGUGAAUGCGCUGCAGGUAGAGCUUACCGCCACCAAAGAAGAGUUGAACCUUAAGGAACACAAUCUGAAGACGCUCAUGGAAGAGAGUAGCGUAGUCAAGAAGAAACUGGAAGAGAGCAUUAAACGCUUGGAAGAAGUACAAAACGAACACUUGCAAGUUGGCAAAGCCAGUAGUGAAAAGCUCAAAACUUUGGAGGCACAAAUGGAUGAAGUAGUAAAGGAAAACAAAACGCUGCUGCAUGAAAUCGACACCUUCAAGGCUGAACACAACAAGGUCAAUGGUAAAAUACUCGAAGCCGACAGCGCCUUAAACGAACUAAAUGCGCAGCUGCUGCAACAGUUAGAUCACAAAGGUGAAUUGAGCGUGAAGCUGCAGGCAAGUGAAACGCGGUUAUUUGAAACCGAGCAAAAGCUCGAGAACAUACUCACGGAGAAGGCGCACACUAUAAGUGGUCUGAAAACCGCGUACGAGAGUCAAACAGCCGUGCUGAAACGCGCCGAAAAUCAAGUGAGCACAUAUGAAAAGGCGAACUUGAAGCAAACACAACAAAUUGCCACAUUGCAGCAGAAUUUGCAAAAGGUCAGCGAGGAAAAGGAGCGGCUGAGCAAAGAUGUCGCUUCGUUCACAUCACAAUUGCAGCGUGAGCAAGAUGAGAAGUCGGCGCUGUUAGCCUCGUUAGAGCAGACAGCCGAUCAACUGAAGUUGGCGAUCUGUGAGAAGGAUCAGCAAGCAAAGAUAUUGGAAAAAAGUUGCGAUGAGCUCAAUAAUCAACUGCGAGAUGCCAAUGAAGUUGUCGCUAAGCUACAAACUGAUAUCUCAGCAAAAGAGGCACAACUGCAGCGGCUGCAAGAAGAGCAAGAGCACGAACGCGAUAAUUGGCAGACGAAAUUGUCGGAAAUGAUGCGCAUGCUUGCCGAGCAGUCGGUGGAGCAGGAGAAUAAUGACGGCAUAUUGCAGCAAAUCAUCACGGUGAUCGAGAAUCACUGCAAUUCAGUGGCCGAUGCGGAGAAGACGCUAAUCGAUGAGUUCAUAAAGGUGCCCGCGUGUGAAAAGGAUACGCAACUGGGUAAACUGCGUGGCGCACUAAAUGGGCUGCUACAUAAUAUCGCACAAUUGCACACACAACUUGACCAGACCGAACAGAAACGACAGGGCGCUGUUGAGGUGCUGGAAAAAGCGAACGACAAGUUGAACAAUCAGCUGCUCAGUCGAAAUGCCGAAAUUACCGAGCUGCAACAGCAACUAAUUGGUGAGCGUAAGCAAAGCGCCGUGGCGGAACAUCUGAAAGACGAACUCCAUGAUUUGAAAGCUUUCAACGAAAAGUUGAGAGCGCAGCUGGUACAGCUCGAGCACGAGUACAGCGCGGUUAAAGAGCAAUACCAGAACGCCGCAAAUGCGCUGGAACGCUUGGAGCAGGAGAAGCAAGAAGUGAAAAACGAACUGCAGCGCGCCAAUGAAAAUGUCACGCGCCUCAUACAAGGCAGCGAUGCCUUGAGGCAGGAGAAAGACACGCUCGUCGAACAGCUGCAAGAGCUGCGUCUACAGCUCACACAAACCAGCGUGCAGCACAGUUCAACCGAGUCGAUGGUGAAGAAUAUCUUGCAGAAUUCCACUACACUGGAGCGUAAGCUGGACGCCACCGAAAACGAGUUGAAAUUGCUGCGUGUGCAAUUGCAAACGCUGGAGAGCAAGAAGGAGGAAUUGGCUGCUGAGAAUAUCAAGUUGCGUGAAACACAGGAGGCUUAUCAGAAACGUAUUGAAAAAAUGGCUGUCAAGUUGGGCGAUACGCAAGCGCGUUGCUCGAAGAGUGAGCACGAAAACGAAAAGCUCAACGAGACGCUGAAUACAACAAAGACUAGUGUCGAGAAGUUGAAACGCGAAAAGAGCACGCUGGAGACUGACAAACAAGUGCUGCAAGAGCGCGUAGCCGCCACAGAACGCAGCCAACAACAGCUAAUCACGAAGGUGCAUCAACUCGAGCAAACGAAGCAGACACUCGAGACGGAGAAAAAGCAAUUAGAAGCCGCUGAGGCAGAUGUUAAAGCCAAACUGACAAAACUCGAGAAAAUACGUCAAAUGAAUGAGGAGAAAAUACGAAAGUUGAACUAUUCGCUAGAGACAACUGAAGCGAGCAAUGUGCGUUUGAAUCACGAAAUCGGUGCCAUCAAUUCGCAACUGAAUAAACUGCAAAACACCAUUAGUGCAGACAACACUGCCGAGAAGUUGAAGGUCGCACUUGAGGAACGCGAACAAGCGCUGGCACGUGCUAACGAAUACGAAGCGCUUGCAAAUAAGCUGCAAGCCGAUGCCGAACAAUUGCAAGAGCAAAAUUCCAAUAUCAACGAUCAACUAUCGAAAAUCUCUUUAUCACUGCAGAUAUCACAGGAGAAAUGCGAAAAGCUGUCACAACAAAUGUGCGACCUCGAGAUGGACAUGUGCGCGCUGAAGGAGGAGAAAGCGCAAAUUGAAAACGAACACUUGAAUACCUGUGCCAAGUUAAAGGCAUACGAAGUGCAAAAUAAUAACUUGCGUUCGGAGCGUGAAGAGAAAGUUGUCGUACUCGAAGCGCAACUGGAACAAAUUCGCAAGGAGUUAAGCAUUAAAGCCGAAGAGAUUACAACACUGCAGUCGGAGCGUGACAGCUUGCGCUGUGGCAAUGAAGAGGACGACGAGGAGCUGGAGCAAUUGCGUAAACGUUUGGCUGCUGCCGAGAAGCAAGUCGAGUCGGAGCAGCAGGCCAAUACCCAACUGCGUGUGGACAAUCAAAUUUUACAAGCCAAAUAUCGCGAUUCCAAGCAACGUCUGCAGGAGCAAACCGAAAAGGCGGAGGAACGCAUCAAAGAGAAUCGCCUGGAGAUGGAAGUCAAGUUGGAUAAAAUGAAGAACAAAAUGAAAACAUUAUACACCGACGAAGUGACGAAAAUGAAAGGCAAACAAGAUCGCGAAGUCAGCAGCUUACGCGCCGAUAUGGAUGUGCUGAAGGCACAGAAUGAAAAGUACGAGGAGCAUAUACGCAAGCUCUCCGGUCAAAUAAUGAAGACGAAUGAUCGCAUAUUGGAAUACCAGAAGCAAAAUGCCAUAUUGUCGACCAAACUAAAUAAAUUGCAAGAGACCGCUGCGGAUGUACACUUCAAACGUCCCAGUUUUGCGACAAAUUCAUUGCCGAGAUCGCUAUCGUCGGCUGUAUCUAAUGCGGCGACCAGCUCCAAUUUGGCAAUGGAGGAUGAAGAAGGUGAAAUUUUCAAUAACACGUACCUGACCGAUUUGCAAACGGGCCGCAUGUCCAUGUGCCGUGAUGUUUGCACCGAGGAGUUGCAAUAUCGAAACUCGCUGUUGCCACCGCACCUGAAAAGCGCAUAUGCUGCACAAUACGACCACGGCUUAGCCGAAGAUGAGUUGAAAGAUGGCCCGAACAGCUUGGAUGAUAGCAUGAGCGCUUUACUAAGUACAACGGGUGGUGGUGGUGCGCGCAAGAAACUCACCGGCAUCACGAAUUAUAAGCGUCCUGGUCCGCCGACGCCGAGCAAACAUGGCGGUCGGCUCUCGUUGGGCGGCAGCUCGGAGCCGCCACGCGAAAUACUAAGAGAAGUGAAUGAUUAUGGCAGCUCAGCAAAAACCCCGGUGCGUUUUGGCUUCUUCGCGUCGAAAUUCAGCAUGGGCAAUAGCAAUCCAAAGGACGAGGCUAAAAAAUUGUCAGCUGAUCUGCUUAAGGCUGUGCAAAGGAAAAACUUCGAAGCGAUGUGCUUGAAGAGUCCCGACAACAUUUGCACCUCAACGCCGCGCAAAAGCAAAACGCAUUUCGAUCGUCGUGGUCUAUUCAAACAAUUCAUGGCGCUAUCCGGUUCGUCGAUGCUUUCGCUAACUGUUGAGAAGUGUCCGCCGACAACAACGCACACCGAAGAAUUGAAAGCGGUGCCGGUGCCAACACUCUCUUUGGCUGAUGUGUCGGCCAUCAGUCAUGUGGCUGCGUCGCAAACGCAUUUGAAAUUGCUGGAGCAACAACGUGUCGCACGUAAGCGACGUAGCUCACUGUUACGGCUACAAAUCGGACGCAGGUUGAAAAAUUUGCCAGCCAGCAGUCCGAUUACAACGGAUACACCAUCCACCGGCACGCCACAAACACCGCGGAAAGUUGGAAAGAAACCGUUAAAGCCGCUAAUGGAAGACUUCGAACGGCGUCGCGAAGACGUAAUCACUCCCACCACCGGUACAACCACUUCGGCAACUACGGCAACGGCCACCACGACGACUGCCAGUUCAGGCGAUGCGCUGAGACGUGGCAGCGGCUUUGGUGGUCGUCAUCGUCGUCGUUCGAAGCGUGAUCGUGGACCACGCUUGUCGUUGUACGCCAGUGGCGGCGGCCAUCGCACACCGUGUCGCAACAAAUUGCGCGAACAAAUGCGCAAGAAGGCGCACAAACAGCGUCGUGACAAUUUCAAUCGUGCGCGUGCAAUACCAACUGAUCAACGCCUCCAGGGCGGCCAGCAGGAUAAUGAGAGUGUGCGCGAGAGUGAAGAUAACAAUAAUAGUCACACGAUACGACUGAAUGCCACGAUUGUGCUGUCGAAGAAAUGCGAACACCCCGAAGAGUAUGAUAUACCGGAGUAUACCUCGAAUUAUUUCAGUGAAAUUAUAUCCGGUUCGCAGGAAGUUAUUGAAGAGAUCAGCGCUGAACACAGAACAACAAACGCUUCGCUCAAUCGUCAUGAGACCCAUAUUUCACCGGAUUAUGCUUACGAUAUGAACCGGACGCAACUGGCGUUGGAUAAGCAAACCAAAAGAAAUCUCACUGGCGACGAAGAUAGUUUAACAGAAACUUCGAACAACGGUGAAGAAAGUGAAACGAAUGCUGAUGAUAGCGAUUCGUCCAGCUUAAACACUUCACUGCCGGUGGAACGCAGUCUCAGAAACGAGCCAGCGGAUGAACCAUCAACGCUUGAUGAAAUCGAAAUAUACGAUGCUCGCUCCCGGCAUUUCGAACAACUUGCGUCGGAGACUUCAUCGGCGGCACCGUUCGCUGUAACCGACUUUGAAUUUCAUGUUGUUGCCUCGCCGAUAAGACGGCGCUCCGUCAAGCAUAGACAUUCCAUUACAUACACACUCGUGCCGAAGUGCGCCAAAGUGACGCUGCCGGCGAACCUAGAGCUCAAUACACCGCAAGUGUUGUCCAUGAAAGCGCUAGGCGAAAGUGAGCAAAACGAUGGCGACAAAGUGGCGCAGAUUACGCUUGCAGAUGUGGUGCGUUUAUGGUCAAGCAUCUGGGUGCGUUUGGACCAGCAAUUGCAGCUAACCGUCGCAAUUGCGGUCUUUGCGCCGAUAAUCGCCUUGAUCUAUCUGAUCUUAUCGUUAUAUGUGUGAAUAUGUGGUCUUAAUGUAAAACUUUCGUGGUAUGCUUUCAUUUCAGAAAUGUCAUAUUUAUGUCCACUUAAUGUGAUCCUGAAUUGGAUUCAAACUUCGAAACCCUUCAAAAAAAUAAAAUAUUAAUAAAUUAAAAAUUAGUUUUGUCUAAAAUUAUUGUUAAGAUCAAACAAUUGCUUAUGUAUUAAAAAAAACUAUAUUUUUUGUUCUAAUUAGUUCGUUAAUAUCGUCUUGAAGCAUUGAUUUGCUCUGUCGAGAGCGAAACUUCAUGCAAAUCCGCCAUUUUGUUGUUGAUAUCUGUUUGAUUAAUGUGCAAAUUUAGAAAUUUUCAAUUUGCUUAAGGCAAAAUCGCUAUGUAUUUCUAAACUGAUGAUAUUGUUCAAUAAAAUUUUUGAAAACUGAA
Messenger RNA from Bactrocera latifrons, 8943 nucleotides. RefSeq names its product major antigen (gene mud). NCBI's taxonomy places the organism in Eukaryota, Metazoa, Arthropoda, Insecta, Diptera, Tephritidae. The coding region runs from base 387 to 8540 and encodes 2717 amino acids. The record is from RefSeq and is a predicted model, not a curated record. The transcript has 14 exons.